Molecule: messenger RNA, 648 nt
Organism: Synchytrium microbalum
Lineage: Eukaryota; Fungi; Chytridiomycota; Chytridiomycetes; Synchytriales; Synchytriaceae
Exons: 2
Coding region: 1-648 (215 amino acids)
Source: RefSeq, a predicted model, not a curated record
AUGGAGUCCAAUAGCAAUUAUUUAUUAUCAGAAAGAUUUAAGCGUGCAGCCUUACGUAAAUCCGAGAGAAAGGUACCAUCCACAGUUGAGCCAACAGCACCAAGAUCCCAACCAAUAAUUGAACCACCAAGUGAAUCACCAGCAAAGGCCGCAGAAGUCGAGCCACCAGCAUUGGAAGCACGAUACGAGCCCUUUCAGUCUGCAACCCCCACGUUUUCCAAGACCAAGCUUACGAAAAAACAAUGGGACUCCCUUACUCAAGUUCAACGAGCAAAAUACCUCGCUUAUGAGAAGCCCUCGACUAGGAUAUUGACGAAUAUAGCCCAUAGUGAGAUGCGUGUGGAUGAACUAUUUAAGGAAGACAAGAAGAAGAUGAGUGAGCAAGCCCAAGAAUUCAAGAGUCGAACUGCAAGGGCCAACGACCAGGGAGAUGGAGCACAGAUGGCGCAAAUGCGAAUGGUUGCCAAGGCUAGGGAAGAGCGAGAAUCCAGGAAUGCCGAACUGCAGCAAUUGAUUGAAGGCCAGCGGUCCAGCUUUGAUGCCAUUCGACUGAAGGAAUAUCUGAUAUUAACGAAACCCAACACCUCAUGCCAAGUCCCCCUUAGCGAGAAAGAGAGACGCAGAGUGGAGAUUCUCCUAUCGUCAUAG